GGCUGUGUGCACUUGUGAGCUGUAAGGAGGAUCCAUCAGCUGAAGUAACCAGAGGACCCAGCAUGGUGUGAGGAGCAGUCACAUCUAUUGUCUGCUCCUAACCUGCAGUGCCUUCUCCUCCCACCUCAUCCCAGUCCUCCCCCUGCAGCCUUAUUUCCCCCCCUUAUUUGUAAUUCUUUCUGAUCUUUAUUUGUCUGAAAUAACUGGUCCAUCCCCAGGGGCUGAGGAUGGCUGACAGGAAGCAACCCGGCAGCAGGCACAAUGAUGGGGAAGAGGUCCCAGCCUUCUUCAAGAACAUGGGAUCUGGGAGUCCCAAGCCUAGGCAGAAAUUCUGUGGGAUGUUCUGCCCAGUGGAAGGGUCUUCUGAGAACAAAACCAUCAAUUUUGAUUCCCUGUCAUUGGGGAAGGGGUCUGGGAAAGUCAUUGCCGAGCAGAAGGAUGUGACCCCUUCAGACAUUGGGAGGAAGCUGGAAAUCAAGUGUUCUUAUGGGAAAGAAGCCCUUCAGUACCUCAAUGACAAGAGCGAUCGACUCCUUAUAAAAUGUGGGAAAAUUGUCAAUGAUGACCAAUCAUUCCAUGCUGACAUUUACAUGGAGGAUGGGUUAAUUAAGCAGAUCGGUGAAAAUCUGAUUGUACCAGGAGGUGUGAAGACCAUAGAGGCUCAUGGCAGGAUGGUGGUGCCAGGCGGGAUUGAUGUUCACACCUGCUUCCAGAGGCCCUCUCGCGGCAUGGUGUCUGCAGAUGACUUCUUCCAAGGGACCAAGGCAUCUUUGGCCGGAGGCACCACUAUGAUCAUUGAUCACGUUAUACCGGAGCCAGGGACCAGCUUGCUUUCUGCUUUUGACCAAUGGCACGAGUGGGCGGAUAGCAAAUCCUGUUGUGACUACUCCUUGCACAUGGAUAUCACUGAGUGGCACAAGGGUGUACAGGAGGAAAUGGAGGCGCUGGUGAAAGAUCAUGGUGUUAAUUCGUUCCUGGUCUACAUGGCUUACAAGGAUGAGUAUCAGCUGACAGACUCUCAGAUCUAUGAAGUGUUUAGUGUCAUCCGGGACAUUGGAGCCAUUGCACAAGUGCAUGCAGAAAAUGGUGAUGUCAUAGCUGAGGAACAACAGAGGAUCUUAGAACAAGGAAUCACAGGCCCAGAGGGACACGUCUUGAGCCGGCCAGAAGAGGUGGAGGCAGAGGCUGUCAACCGCUCCAUCACCAUUGCCAACCAGACCAACUGUCCGCUAUAUGUAACCAAGGUGAUGAGCAAAAGCUCAGCAGAAGUCAUCGCACAGUCCAGGAAGAAAGGUGCGGUUGUGUAUGGGGAGCCGAUCACCGCAAGUCUUGGCACUGAUGGCUCCCACUACUGGAGCAAAAACUGGGCUAAGGCAGCAGCAUUCGUCACAUCUCCUCCACUGAGCCCCGACCCCAGUACUCCUGAUUUCCUCAACUCUCUGCUCUCCUGUGGUGACUUGCAGGUUUGCGGGAGUGCACACUGCACUUUUAACACAGCUCAGAAAGCUGUUGGAAAAGACAAUUUCGCACUAAUUCCAGAAGGGACCAAUGGAACGGAGGAGAGAAUGAGCAUCGUGUGGGACCGAGCUGUGGUUACUGGGAAAAUGGAUGAAAACCAAUUUGUCGCUGUAACCAGCACCAACGCUGCCAAAAUUUUCAACUUGUAUCCUCGAAAGGGACGCAUCGCAGUAGGAUCUGAUGCUGAUCUGGUGAUAUGGGACCCGGACAGUGUAAAGACAAUCUCAGCCAAGACGCACAACAGUUCUGUGGAGUAUAAUAUUUUUGAAGGCAUGGAUUGCCGUGGGAACCCCCUAGUGGUGAUAAGCCAGGGGAAGAUUGUAUUUGAAGAUGGCACUCUCCACGUCACUGAGGGGUCAGGACGAUACAUUCCCAGGAAGCCAUUCCCAGAUUACGUGUACAAAAGGAUCAAGGCGCGAAGCAGGCUUGCUGAGCUGCGAGGGGUCCCUCGUGGACUGUACGAUGGACCUGUCUGUGAAGUCUCUGUGACGCCAAAAGCAGUCACACCCGCAUCCUCUGCCAAGACAUCACCUGCCAAACAGCCGGCGCAGCCCAUACGGAACCUGCACCAGUCUGGAUUCAGCCUGUCAGGAGCACAGGUGGAUGACAAUGUACCUCGUCGCACUACUCAGCGCAUUGUGGCGCCCCCCGGUGGCCGUGCCAACAUCACCAGCCUAGGCUAAACCCAAACUAACUCUCCUGCCCCAAGAUUUUGUUCCUUUUCCAAGGUGAAUUAUACUGAAAGAUUUACCAGUUCCUGGCAUUUUUUUAUAAUCUUGGGGGCAGUGACUUUUUUAGGAGCAGAAACCAAUGGUCUAGGAGACAAGCAGUAUGACAUCGUACCUACAUCAUAAAUAUACAUACAUGUAUAGGAUAUUUGUAGUGUGUUAAUUACAGGUAUCACUUUGUAUGUUUGCAUGUGUGUAGAUAAGUAUGUGUAUUAAUGCUGCAAUCCCAUGUAGAAAUUAUGUUUAUUGUUUUGUUUUUAUUAUAUAAUUCACUCUGGUCACGUCACCUGGAGGUGUUUUUUCUUAGUGUUUUUCUGCAAGCUGCUAUUAAUAAUUUACAGUUUUUGAAGUGUCAUGUAGUUACCAUGACAACCACAGUCACAUUAAAUAUCAUAAUGACCAGUGAAAGGCUUUGGGGCCCCCCUCUGGCAUGCCAGUUCAUGGCACAAUACACAGUCCUCACUUCCUGGUCACAUGACUAAUGAGGAACUUACUGACUGAUUGGCUCUGACUCAGAAAUCGGGGUAGGUACACUCUGCUCAUGAAUGAGCUUCCAGAGCUGAAACCAAAUGCUACCAGCUAACAGACACUUUCUUGAAUGGCAACCAUGCCAGUCUUCCCCAGAGAACGCUUUUUGCAACGGUAGGGCUGAGGUCUUCUAGGAUGACGUCCUGAAAAAAUUACUUUAAGCUUCAUGUUGCUUCUUGUUACAAAGGUACAAAACUUGCUGUGGGAUUGCAGCUUUAAUAUAUUAAUAUACACACAUUUUCUCCUGGACUUUAUUGGGUUGAGUUAGAGCCCCACAAGAUCCAUCUUUCCUAGUGCCCAUUUACCACCUUUAUAAAUCUGUACCCCGUUUUGAUGCCCCCAGUGUUCUUUUGUGAUGAAGUGAAGGUCACUAUGUAGAAACAUCUCAGUCUUGCCAGAUAAGGGAUAUAAAUUCACGUUAUGGGAUUAGGAAUAUACAUCUCUAUGAGAAAACACAUCCGUUCUUAGAAGAAGACAUGUUUUGAACUGAUGAUGUCUACUAGGUAAUGAGGUGAAUACAGAUCACCAACCGUUGGUGGCGAUCCCGGUAACAAAAUGUGAGUGCAGGUAAAUGACUCUCUCUGCUCUCUGAAUCUUUUUACAUACUAACCAUAGAAAUGAUACGGUAAACAUUAGUUUGGUUACACUGUAUCAGAAAAUCUGCCUCGUUUCACAGUCUUAUUACUUCGUUGACCAUUUAAAACUAAUACAGUCUAGAUAGACCUCAGCCUAAGACUAAUCAGUUAGAUCAAAGACGUCCUGGGUGGAAACGCCAGAAGCUUCAGGUUUAUGUGGGUAUAUAGUGUAUAGGGCACCAUGGUUCUGACCAUGCAGGGUGGAUGUUCCAUAUCAACCAGUUAUUAACCCAUUGUGGGAUUUGUGGUUGUGUUUCUGAGUGCAGGAGAUGUUGUGCUAAUGCUAAUUAAUGUGUCUAGAAUGCAAUUGUGCUCUCUCCGAUGUCUUAAAUAGCAAAGAGCUAAGUCUUGUGUCUUUCCCUGUAAACACUGUGUUCUGAUUUCUUAUCACAGAAUCCACUAAUAAAAUGUUGUGCUUUC
Messenger RNA from Pseudophryne corroboree (corroboree frog), 3829 nucleotides. RefSeq names its product dihydropyrimidinase like 2 (gene DPYSL2). Gene Ontology annotation, cellular component: cytoplasm. NCBI's taxonomy places the organism in Eukaryota, Metazoa, Chordata, Amphibia, Anura, Myobatrachidae. The record is from RefSeq and is a predicted model, not a curated record. The transcript is spliced from 14 exons. Gene Ontology annotation, molecular function: hydrolase activity, acting on carbon-nitrogen (but not peptide) bonds. The coding region runs from base 228 to 2201 and encodes 657 amino acids.